AUGAGUCCAGCAAUUGAGAGGUUAGCUCGAGCAUAUCUUCGACGCCCUGCCGUUGUAUACAUUGGUUCUAUUGGAAGACCUACGGAACGUGUCGAACAAAUCGUUUAUAUGAUUGGUGAAGAAAGUAAACGCAAGAAACUUGUUGAAUUGAUCUCAUCCGAUGCAUUUGAGCCGCCUAUUAUCAUUUUUGUUAAUCAAAAACGGGGAGCAGAUAUGUUGGCCAAAGGCCUUACGAAAUUGGGUUUUCAACCCUGUGUUUUACAUGGUGGCAAAGGUCAGGAUGCUCGGGAAUAUUCGUUGGCAGCACUCAAAGACGGGACCAAAGAUAUUCUGGUGGCAACAGAUGUUGCUGGGCGUGGUAUUGAUAUCAAAGAUGUUUCUCUGGUUCUCAAUUAUGAUAUGGCAAAGUCAAUUGAAGAUUAUACUCACAGAAUUGGCCGAACAGGACGUGCUGGAAAACAUGGUAAAGCGAUAACUUUUUUGACACCGGAAGACAAAGAUGUUUUCUAUGAUUUGAAGCAAUGCCUUCUGGAGAGUCCAGUAUCAACUUGUCCACCAGAAUUAGCCAACCAUCCGGAGGCUCAGCAUAAACCGGGUACAUUUGUUGCCAAGAAACGUCAGGAAGAAACACUGUUUCGUAAUUAA
Acanthocheilonema viteae is the source of this 645-nucleotide messenger RNA. The record is from the annotation of a GenBank genome assembly. NCBI's taxonomy places the organism in Eukaryota, Metazoa, Nematoda, Chromadorea, Rhabditida, Onchocercidae.